AUGAGUGAUAUAAGUCUUUUUCCUUUAGCAAACUCUGAAAUGGGUCUUGAGAUUUUCAGACCUUCAUCAAUGUUUCAGUCCAAACAAGAAGAUGGGUACUUAGGAAGGUUUCAUAGAAAAAACUUGUCUUUGAAGCUUGGUGAUGGUGUUGAACAAAAAACCUCUCUUUCUGUGAAAACUGGUUACUCCAAGCUUUGUUCUAGAGGCCAUUGGAGACCAGGUGAAGAUGCGAAACUCAAAGAGCUUGUUGCUGAAUAUGGACCUCAAAAUUGGAACUUGAUUGCAGAACAUCUUCAGGGAAGAUCAGGAAAAAGUUGCAGAUUAAGGUGGUUCAAUCAACUAGAUCCAAGGAUCAACAGAAGCACUUUUUCUGAGGAGGAAGAGGAGAGGCUUUUAGCUUCUCAUAAAAUGUAUGGUAACAAAUGGGCUAUGAUUGCCAGACUUUUUCCUGGAAGAACAGAUAAUGCAGUGAAGAAUCAUUGGCAUGUAAUCAUGGCUAGGAGGCAUAGGGAACAGUGUAGUGUGUAUAGAAGGAGAAAGCCACUUGUUGAAAGUCUUUCUAAGGGUUUGAAAUUGAGUCUUUCAAACAAUGCAGCUAGUGAUUCAACUUUGUCAAGUACUAUAGAUGGAAAUGCCUCAACUUGUACUAAUCUCUCACUCACUCCCUCUUCACUUAAACUAAGUCCUCAACUGUUUGAUAAGCUAGUCGCAAAUGUUCAAAAUCACCAAACCUAUGGAUCAUUAUUAGGCAAAUCUAGAGAAAGUGGUGUGGAAACUAGUUUUGACAAGUAUUUUGGAGGUUGUAAGAAGCAUGAAAAGUUAGAAAAGCUCAAAGUAAUGGAUGUGGUCCAAUCCAAUUAUUCAGAUUCAAACUCAUCAGAAGUAUCAGUAUCUGAGUCAGUUGGCACCAACAACAAUAGGUCCAAUAUCUCAAUUUCGGGUGAAAGUGUAAAUGUUGGCAUUAACAUGCUAGUACCACCACCAUUCAUUGAUUUUCUUGGAGUAGGAGCUAGCUAA
Lathyrus sativus (Indian pea) is the source of this 1017-nucleotide messenger RNA. Lineage: Eukaryota; Viridiplantae; Streptophyta; Magnoliopsida; Fabales; Fabaceae. The record is from the annotation of a GenBank genome assembly.